AUGCUUGACAGUGUGAAGGCAGCACAAGCCAAACUGGAUAAGAGCCCCUUUUCCAUGGGGGAAUUCUUGAAAAAAGUGGGUGUCUCAAGUAAUCAGCCAACCAUAGUGAUGGGGCGCAAGCAGUACAAGUGUGAUUUGUGUGAUCGCUGCUUUUCUGAUGCUUCCAACUUGAGGCGCCACAAAAACAUCCACACAGACCUGAGGCCUUAUGUGUGUGACAUAUGUGGCAGUAGCUUUCGUCAAAAAUCCCAGCUUGACCGCCACCAUUUGGUGCACACAGGCGAGCGACCCUACCGUUGUGCCUUUUGUACUAAAGGAUUUAGGGACUCUACCGAAUUGAGGGUUCACUUUCGCGUGCACACAGGUGAAAGGCCUUACAGCUGUCCCAUCUGCCAAAAGAGCUUUUCUCGUAUCUGUUAUAUGAGGAGACAUAACGAAAAGCAUGCAAAGGCUCAACAAGUGGUAAUACAAAAAAAUGAAAACUGUCGCCUGGUUACGUCUGCAAAUGAGAACGAGGUAAUCCCUCAAGAAUUCCAGUGCUCAUUCUGCAGUAAAUCGUUUGCAACCAAGAAAGAACUUGAUGCUCACCGCCCUGUGCAUCUAAAGACUGGGCCAACGGGGCAGAAACUUUAUGAAUGUGUCGAAUGUAAGAAGCGUUUCAACAAUUCCUCUAACUUGAGAAAGCACACGAUCAUACACACAGGCAAGAAACCGUUCACUUGCAAUAUUUGCAAUCAAUCGUUUCGGCAAGCCACCCACCUUCAGCGGCAUUACUUGGUCCACACAGGACAGAGACCAUUUAAAUGUUCAAUUUGUCAGAAAGGUUUUCGAGACACCAGUGACUUGCUGAAGCAUCAACGUGUUCACACUGGUGAGAAGCCCUAUCAGCGCACCAUCUGCAAUAACAGCACAGUACAAAGACAGAAGCAUCUGGAUAAAAGGCACAGUCCUGAAGUCCUUCCUUUACCUUCUCCUCCCUCUGUGUCCAUGUCUUCUGUAAAAAAAGACUCUUGUGAUGUUAAAAGGCAAGAAGAAUGUUCACACCACAAAAAACAUUGUACAGAUGAUGACCCUGUACAUAACAAGCACAUUAAAGACAGAUUAAAGUGUAGCCUUUGCAACAAGUACUUUACCCGUAUUUCAAGUCUGCAUCGUCACUACUUGAUGCAUACCGGAUAUCGUCCUUUUAGUUGUCACAUCUGUAGCAAAACUUUUCAACAGCUCACUAACCUUGACCGACACAAGCAGAUCCACAUCAAAGAGCUCCGCUAUCACUGCACGACCUGCCAGAAAACUUUUAGAGAGUCCAGUGAUCUCUUGCAUCACCAGCAGAACCACAUGAAGGACCAGUCAGUCAGUGAUCACCAGAACGAGAAUUGUUCACAUAUGCCUUACUUAAACACCCAUCAAAUAAGCCAUGGAAGGGAGGCAUGUGUGGAAAGUGAGACAUUAGCAGAUGUUGAUGAUGGGAACUCAAUAGAAGUUGUCUUGGUCUAA
This is a messenger RNA of Hyla sarda, 1497 nucleotides long. RefSeq names its product zinc finger protein 888-like. Bases 1 to 1497 code for a protein of 498 amino acids. The record is from RefSeq and is a predicted model, not a curated record. The transcript has a single exon. Lineage: Eukaryota; Metazoa; Chordata; Amphibia; Anura; Hylidae.